AUGGACGACCUCAGUGGCCUGAGCUGGUCCGACGCCAAGAGUAAACCACCUCCUAUGAGCUCUGGCUACCUGUUCCCAACUGUGCCAUCAAAUGGCGGCUCCGGCAGGUCAACUCCGCUAUCCACUCCCUCGAACCGGUCCAAUUCCCCCGCGAAGCCCGCUACAUCAACAGGGGAUAGUUUCGCAAACUUAGUCUCCUUCAACUCCUCCGCAGCGAGUAAGAGUCUGUCCCUGGCGGAACAGCAAAAGCGCAUGCAGGAAGAAAAGGCCAAGAAAGAAGCCGAUAAUCGCAAUCGCCUGGAAUCGCAGUAUGGUGGCCAGAAUAAUCAGUUCUGGGAUACCUUCGAGCAAGGGCGCACGCAAAGCCCAGCCAUACCUGCGUCUCGGUCUGUGCCGCCCGCAGAAGACGAUGAUGAUAUCUUGGGCGCAUUCAGCGCUGAUGCGCCAGUGGAUGCUUCAACCCAUUUUCCAGUCCCCGCAUCGGCGAGGGCCUCGCCCGCAAUUGCUACCAACAGUCGCCCGGGGCCUCCCAGUGGAGGAAUAGCGAUGCAGGACAACACAGGAGGGUUGGAUGCAUUUGAGGAUGAUGAUCCAUUUGGACUCAACCAAUUAAAGCCAAAGUCUGCACCAGCUCCAGCCCCGCAACAAGUCGACGAUGACGAUUUCCUUGGCCUACUAGGCAAGCCAGUAUCGGAGAUUCCUCGUCAGCAACCCAGUCCCGCCCCUGCGCCGACCAUCUCGCCUGAUCAUGACCGAGAGCAGGAUGCUUCACCCAUGCCUUCGAACGAAGUCGAUCGAGCCAUUGCAGAGUUGGUGGAUAUGGGUUUCCCCGCGGACAAAUCGCGCAGGGCCCUCAAAACAACCCAGUCAGGGACUGAUGUUCAGGGUGCUGUUGGCUGGCUUUUGACUCAGGCCCAUGCCGAAUCUCGCCAGAAGACCGAUGGACGCGCCAAUGAUCGCCCCGCAGAGCGAAGCGAAAGAAGUGACAGUCGGAAUCGCGAUAGGCCCUCCUGGAUGAGGGAAGAAUCGCAUGGAUCCCGUUCGCGCGAGGAUAGACGGAGUCCAGCAUCAGCGGAUAAAGACCCUGCUCAAAUGGCUGCGCAGUUCGGCAACAACUUCCUUAAGCAGGCUGGCUCACUUUGGAAGACUGGUAGCAAGAAAUUCCAACAAGCGGUGAAUGAGUUUAAUCAUGAACAUGACCCCAGCCAACCUCGAUGGAUGAAAGAGGGAGUUCCUCAGCAGGAUGAGCUUCCCUCACAACCCCAACGACCUCGCGGCGAGCAGCAGACCCAGUCCCAAGUGCAGCAAGACUUCACAAACGAAGCUCUGCUUCUUGAGUCUGGCGAUGGCCGCCCUCAGAAACCAACUCGGUCUCGCGAAAAUCAGCGCCCGGACCCUAGAAGCCAGCCCAGGGACCAGCAGCAUCCUGGUCCUGCUCAGCCAAAGCAGCAAGGCAACUUCCUCGAGCGUCCAUCUCGACCAAGCUCUCAGGAUCCCAGAUCCCGGGUUUCUCGAUUCGCUGCAGAGGAGCAGCAGGCCCAAGCCUAUGUUAGCCCGGCGAGGCGCAAGCGGCCUCAAGCCCCUCCUGCCCCUGAACCCGCAGUUGACCUGUUCGAUUCUCCGGCUCCUGUAGCCAGUCGACCCAAGCCAUCGGCUCCUGCACAGACCUCCACUCCGGCGCGCUCGACACCCAUCCCCGUGCGCCCCAAGGCUCCAACCCGAUCCAUCCCACCAUUGUCCCAACAGGCGCUUCAAUCCACACAUCGCCACCGCGGUAAAGCGGCAGAUUCAUACAAGCGUGGUGACUAUGCAGAGGCACACCAGAGCUUCUCCACAGCUCUCGGCAUGCUCCCGGAAAAGCACCCCAUCACCAUCAUCAUCCGUAGCAAUCGUGCCAUGACAGCUCUCAAGAUCGGCGAGCCCAAGUCUGCCGUCGAAGAUGCCGACAUCAUCCUCACUUUCAUCGGACCUUCUAAAGGCGAGUCUGAAGUAAUCGAUCUCGGUAACGGCGAAUCCCCCAAACCCAUGAAAGACUUCUACGGCAAGGCCCUCAUGCGCAAAGCCGAAGCACUGGAACAGCUUGAACGCUGGGGCGACGCUGCGCAAGCAUGGAAAGACGCCGUCGAGUCCGGCCACGGCGGUAGCACCAGUAUCCAGGGCCGGAACCGAUGCGAGAAGGCCGCUGGCACUAGCAAGCCCCAACAACCUGCCCCUCGCAAGCGGCCCACUCCUGCCCCCAAGGCAUCUGCCCUGUCGGCUCUCGCACCAACCUCAGCCUCAGGCUCAGACUUUGAGUCCGUGAGUCGUCUGCGACAAGCCAACCAGGCUGCUGAACGCGCAGACGAAGAGAAAUUCGCACUAUCAGAGAGCGUGGAUGCCCGAAUCGCAACUUGGCGCAACGGAAAGCAAGACAAUCUGCGUGCGCUCCUCGGCAGCCUCGACUCCGUACUCUGGCCUGAGGCCGGGUGGAAGAAGAUUGGCUUGUCGGAACUGGUGUUGCCGAACAAAGUCAAGAUUCAGUACAUGAAGGGGAUUGGCAAGGUGCACCCUGACAAGAUCUCCACGACUGCCACUACCGAACAGCGUAUGAUUGCUGGCUCGGUCUUUGGAACCCUGAACGAAGCAUGGGAUAAGUUCAGGAUCGAGAAUAACCUUUAA
Messenger RNA from Penicillium salamii, 2658 nucleotides. The record is from the annotation of a GenBank genome assembly. NCBI's taxonomy places the organism in Eukaryota, Fungi, Ascomycota, Eurotiomycetes, Eurotiales, Aspergillaceae.